AACUCACUUGCAGUGGCAAAUUAGCCUUUCUCUUAACCCUUCCGUUAACAUUUAAUAGUCUGUUCAUCAGCCCUUCCUCUGUGUCUGAUGUGGCCUUCUUUUUGCUGAGAUGGAUGCUGAGGUGGAGGCACGGCUGGACAAAUACCUCAAAAUCAGCAUAUUACAAAUCUGGUGAUACAGGUAAACCUAGAGGAGGAGAUGGUGGUGUUGGAAAAGAUUUUGAUGGCUAAACGAGUUGGAAGACGAGUUAACUUAGCAGUUGCAGAGUCUAACUUGUUCGAGAUGGAGUGCGUCCACUUUGGGAAUUUAGUGGGUUGCUUGAGGCCGAUGCUUCAUGAUCUGGUCGGCUGCAUCUCUGCUGCUUCUCCGCCCUUAUACGACUGGCCAAUCGUCCGCAUAGUCACUGAAGUCUCCAAAAACCUUGAGCGCGCACUGACCCUAGUCCGGAAGUACAAGCGAUGCACCUUCUUUCGUCGGUUUGUCACCGGAAAGCACACAACCGAUUUCCCCAGAAUCUUUGCACUUCUGGAAUCUUCAAUUGCCAAUAUGAACUGGUUGCUAAGCCUCUUCGACCCAAACAUCGGCUGCACCUCUAGGGAACUUGACCUAUCCGUGCCUCCAAUUGCAAUCAAAGAUCCGGUUAUUUCAUGGGUCUGGGCGUUCAUCGCCACCAUUGAAAUGAGUCUACUGAAAAAUCGCAUCGAGGCCAUCGACAAUCUUGCUAAAAAAAGGUUCAAUUUUUAAAAGACGAAGAGGGGAAGAAGGUGAUAGAAGUUGCCAAACAAAAUAAAAGCCUAGAUAUCCUCAAAAUAUGGUAAUUUGACAGACGAUUCAAAGCUUGACGAAAAACCCCAUGCUCGAUGAAUUGCAGAUCUUGCUAAACAAAGACGAAGAAGGGAA
Molecule: messenger RNA, 900 nt
Organism: Rubroshorea leprosula
Lineage: Eukaryota; Viridiplantae; Streptophyta; Magnoliopsida; Malvales; Dipterocarpaceae
Source: the annotation of a GenBank genome assembly